UCCCUCCCUCGCUGUGAAGAUGGCGCUGUCCAGGGUGUGCUGGGCUCGCGCUGCUCUGUGGGGUUCGGCCGUCGCCCCCGGACCCUUUGUCACCCGGAGGCUGCAGCUGGGUCGCUCUGGCCCCGCGUGGCGAGCCCCUCGGUCUUCAAAGCUCCACCUUUCCCCAAAGGCAGACGCGAAGGACUUGAUUUCUUACGUGGUGGCCAAGACAAGAGGCAUCAGUGGAACGUACCACCGUUUCCUGGGUCGUCAUUUUCCCCGCUUCUACGCCUUGUACACGGUCUUCAUGAAAGGAAUACAGAUGUUAUGGGCUGAUGCCAAACAGGCUAGAAGAAUAAAGAGAGAUAUGCGGAAGCGUAAUGUAAAGUUCCAUCAACUUUCUUACCGGGACAUGGAGCACUUGAGACAGUUCCGUCGGGAUGUGACCAAGUGUCUGUUCAUAGGUGUUGUCUCCAUACCCCCCUUUGCCAACUACGUGGUCUUCCUGCUAAUGUACCUGUUUCCUAGGCAACUGCUUGUCAAGCACUUCUGGAGCCCGAAACAACAAGUUGACUUCCUAGACAUUUAUCACAGUCUCCGGAAGCGUUCCCACUCGGAUGUCAUCACUCACUUAGGAAGGGUCAGCGCCAUUGUUUCUGAUGAGAGGCUUCGGUGGCAUCUGACAGACCUGUGCACCAAGGUGCAGAAUGGUACCCACCCAGUGGCGCACGACGUCCUGCCUCUCAGAGAGUGCUUCUCUACCCAUCCCCUGGGCUUGAGUCACCUCCAGGCUCCUCAAAUGAAAGCUCUGAGCCGGGCUGUGCUCCUUACACCAUACCUGCCUCCUCCCUUGCUGAGAUGGCGUUUGAAGAAUCAUGCCACUGUGAUUCACCAGCUGGACAGGGCUCUGGCAAAGCUGGGGAUUGGCCAGUUGACUGCUCAGGAAGUGAAAUCGGCUUGCUAUCUUCGUGGCUUGAAUUCUACCCAUAUCGCUGAAGACAGGUGUCGGACCUGGCUAGGAGAGUGGCUGCAGAUAUCCUGCAGCCUGAAAGAAGCCGAGCUGUCCCUCUUGCUGCACAACGUGGUCCUGCUCUCCACCAACUACCUUGAGCCCAGGCGCUGAGAGAACAUGCAGAGCAAGACCCUGUCCUGCAGUCGCAGACAGCAGUGUGGGACCAAACAGCACUUGUCAGCACUCCGUGUGCACUGUUUGUAUGGGACGCAGAGGAGCACGCCACCCACC
This is a messenger RNA of Acomys russatus (golden spiny mouse), 1222 nucleotides long. It is a transcript of the gene Letmd1, whose product is annotated as LETM1 domain containing 1. Bases 20 to 1102 code for a protein of 360 amino acids. Gene Ontology annotation, cellular component: mitochondrial inner membrane. Lineage: Eukaryota; Metazoa; Chordata; Mammalia; Rodentia; Muridae. The transcript is spliced from 9 exons. Gene Ontology annotation, biological process: intracellular monoatomic cation homeostasis. Gene Ontology annotation, molecular function: ribosome binding. The record is from RefSeq and is a predicted model, not a curated record.